UCUGAGUGCGUUUUUAGAACGAGAGUGUAAUGCUGAUUGUUGAUGGAGACUGUAUGUUCAGGUUAUUCUUAAAAAUGAUUGGUGUCGCCUUGCAAAGAGUUUGGAAAAAUGUUUAACAUCUUUGAUGCAACUGUGUCUGUUCUAGAGAGAGAAGAAAGUGAAGUAUCGAAGCAUCAGUUGAGAUGUCUGUAUGGGAAGCGAAUUUGACCUUUGUAAUGCUCUACUGACAGACAGAAGACGUUUCACUAAUUGGCUUCAAAGCGGUAAACUCCCAGUGCAUCAGACGGUGGUUUUGUGUUGGUUUUCCCUACGAACCAACCUGUUCCACGUUUAUAGCAUCGUCCCGUCUCCGAAAUCGUGCCCUUUCCUUGUUUGUGGUUUGAUAACUGAAGUUGAUAAUCUUCCCCCAGAACGUGCUUUUUCUUAUAGAGUGGCUUAUUAUGCGUUACUUGAAGACCCAGUCCACGUUGUCUUGACUGUGUCCAUUCAUAAAAAGUCUUCUUGUCUUGGUGAGAUUUCUAGCUCUCACGGGACGUUGACUCUCCUGUGACAAAUUUCUCCAACCCCCACCCAACCGAGUCACCCACCCCCUCCGUCUUCCUUUCGAGCCCCGUCGCCUUUCAGUAGGACGCUGGGUAAUAUGGCACCUACAGAGAACUGUCCUCACCAUGGACCCGGGUAUUGAUGACCAUUCGAGUUGAAUAUCACCACUGAAUUUUUAUGAUUUACGUCACAACAACAUGAACAUUCGAUCGUUUACGUCAGACGUGGAUGAAGUAACAUCUGUUCUCAUAUCAACGCUUUACGAAUUGUUAAAACAAUGCAGUCAGCAGUGAGAAGUGACGAUUAUUUCAGAAUAACAUUUUUCAAAGGCCUCCUCUUCACUUGUCCAGUCAAUCGCCUAUCUAAGCCUAGUGUUUCGUAGGGAUCUGGCACAUUCUCAGGAACGUGUGCGUGUGUUUGUGCCAGUUAUGUGUCAUCUGUUUUUAUAUUAUUAUUUUAAACUAGGCCACACAUUUAUACGUUUCCAGGAAAUUGAAAGACUUUUCAAAUGAAGUGGUUACAAAAUUGUGCAGAGAUGCCACUAGGCGUAUUCUGAAUUUCGUGUAGUUAGCUUCAUAACAGCAAAAUGAAGUCGGCGUUUAAUGUGUCAGAGUGUGAUAAUCUGUUCUGUUCACGGUUUAAUUGUAAUAUAUAACACAGAAUUUGGUCCCGCCAUCUUGUGACAGAAAAAUACCUCAUUUUGAAGUUCAAGUCGGAGCGACGCAGAGGGCAGUUGAAGUAGACGAAUGCAGGCGUGUUGAAGUUGUACGAGGGACUGUCUUCAAAAUAAACAGGUUUUAAAGUAAAUUAACAAAGACAGGCCUCAUCUUUUAAAUGUCAUAUUUAUUUUUGGUACACCUUUCUCUCCUUAAAAUAGUUGAAAUAUUAACCGACUGUCUUAUUCUGAACUGCAUGGAUGAGCUGUCAAGAAUAUCUGACUUUCAAAAGUGAACAAUAAUUUUACGGAGACAUUAUACAGGCCCGCAUUCAAAUGUGCAAUGAUUUUAAAAUAGGCCUAAAAAGUGCCAAAGUUAUUUUUCUUCUCCAGUCAGCGACUAAGGAACAGAAUUGAAAUCAAAUAUAAAGGAAUACUCAUAGCAUACAUGAAGCUUGAAUUGGAGUGUGCAGUGCAUCGCUUAUGGGACAACCAAUUGAUAUGAGCUACUUUCUCAAAUACUAGCUUACUUUAUGUUAUGUGAUAAAUGUCAGUGAAUAUUGAUUCAUUUUGUUGUUUGAUGCUUGUUCGCGCUCCAACAAAGCCAGAGGCUUGCUAUCGGCUCUCAGAACAGCGCAGUUGGUGUGUUCAGGCAUACCAAUAUUAUUUGCUGUUAUUGCCAGUGACGCUGUAGCAUCUGAUAAUCAGAGCUUCCAACCUCAUUGGGACGUCCUCAGGUGACACAGAUGGAAAUCUUAGCUGAAGAACACUGUUAAGUUAUCAUAAUAAAGAUACGAAACUGAAAAGAAGACUUUUAAAUUGAAAGUGUAAUUACUGUCAUCGGACGCAGUGCUUUGUGUUCUGAUAAUACUAUUCUGUGAAGCAUACGGAUAAUUACAUUCCUUUAAGAAGGGUAUAGAUGAAGCAGCUUAUGUGAAAAAUGAAAAACGUACAGAAAUGUACAUAAUUAAAUCAAGAAAAUUAAAAAAAAAUAAUCAAAAAGUGGAAUAAGAUAAUCAGGUUUAUUUAGAUUGGGCAUCAAAUAUACAUCCUUUACAGUUCUGAUGAACAGCUACGAGGUACUUUAAUUCGGGAAGGAAAAAAUAACCCAGCAGAUUGUGCGUUAAUUUCCUGUGUGUGUCAUCGGUUCUUCGUGCAGUGGCCACGCCGAACACUCGUCCGAAUGACUGCAGUAGUGGCAGACAGUCUUUGUGCUGUUUGAGUGAAGUGUAGUGUGUUGCAUCAUGCUGCCAUACCAGGCGGUGGCGAUGGACUAUGCCGUUACGUCGUCGUUCCAGCGACAGAGUCCGGCAGGUGUCGCAGGUGCAGCUGCUGCUGCUGCGGCUCUCAACAUGAACCCGGCCUUCACGCACUCCUGGUUCGUACCGGCGGAUCUGUGUGUCCCGUACAAACAGAAUCAGAGUCCUCUCCUCGAGCCAGGCAUCUUGGAGCUGAGAAAGGAGAAGAGUCGAGACGCAGCGAGAUCUCGUCGAGGGAAGGAGAACUUCGAGUUCUACGAAUUGGCCAAGAUGCUGCCUCUUCCUGCAGCCAUCACGUCGCAGCUCGAUAAGGCGUCCAUCAUCAGGCUAACCAUCUCGUACCUCAAACUGCGGGACUUCUCCGGCCACGGGGACCCUCCGUGGAGUAGGGACGGUCCCCCGCCCAACAAGAGCGUCAAAGGUGGACCGGUUAGACCUCGUUCGGUGGCCGGGAUUGCCAUGGAGAUGUUCGAACAACAUCAAGGAACACAUAUCUUGCAGUCACUGGAUGGGUUCGCCUUCGCACUAGCGGCCGACGGCCGUUUCCUGUACAUUUCGGAGACUGUGUCCAUCUACCUGGGGCUGUCGCAGGUUGAGAUGACAGGCAGCAGCGUUUUCGACUACAUUCAUCACCAGGACCACGCGGAGGUGGCCGAGCAGUUGGGCCUGGGACUCGCUCAGGGGCAGAAUCUCUCGUCACCCAACAGCGCGGGCUCCGAAGAAGGCGUAAAUUCCACAACCGGAACCAACAACCCCGAUGUGGCGACUCUGAUGUGUCUGAAUAGCAAUUCAGCGUACAAGGGCUUGGAUCGAGCUUUCUGUGUGCGUAUGAAGUCGACGCUUACCAAGAGAGGUUGCCACUUCAAGUCUUCUGGUUAUCGGGUAGUGCUCGUCCUUUGCAGACUACGACCCCAGUACACCUUCUCACACACCCGCAAAUCGUCGCCGCCAUUGCUGGGUAUGGUGGCCAUCGCCAUGGCACUUCCCCCACCAAGUGUCCACGAGAUACGCCUCGAGUCCGACAUGUUUGUUACCCGUAUCAACUUCGACUUCCGGAUAGCACACUGCGAGCCCAGAGUGUCGGAACUUCUAGAUUACUCUGCUGAGGAGUUGACCGGGAAGAAUUUGUACGCCCUGUGCCAUGGCGAAGACGCUAACAAACUCCGAAAAUCUCAUGUCGACCUGAUCAACAAGGGGCAGGUCAUGACUCAGUAUUACCGAGUUAUGAACAAGAACGGUGGAUAUACAUGGGUACAGACAUGCGCCACUGUCGUCUGUAACUCCAAAAAUGCCGAGGAGCAGAACAUCAUCUGCGUAAACUACGUCAUCAGCGGGCGGGAAUACGAGAACUUGAUCAUGGAUUGCUGUCAGCUAGAGGACAGUGUGCAGACCGUUAAGAGGGAGGAGACUGGAGGCAACGAUCCUGAAAAUGGGUCUCCGGGAGCUGACCGUGGUGGUCGGAGUAGUGGAGGGCCACCCAACCAACAGCAGGACCCCCAUCGGUCCCCGCCAGAUCUGGAUGAUGGUUCCUCCGAGGGCCCUGGUGACCAGCAUGGAGGGCGAGGCGGUCGAGGCCAUCUCGACCACGUCACGCAGCUGCAAGGUUCUGCCGCACAGAUGACGUCUCAGGCGGUGGCAGCGAAUGUGGAUCACACUCAUCUGGCAGGAGGGCUCAGUAUCCGAGCACUCAAGAAGAUUACAUCAAUUGAGAAGGAUCUGUCAGCAUCGAGACGCGCACAGAAACGUAAGCUCACCCAGCAGGAAGAAGACAGUAGCUGCUGCAGCUCGGACGAAGAUGAUGACGAAGAUGACGAGCCGUCAACUGGACGGGGAGGAAAGACUCUUCUGCAUCACCAGGCGCAUCGGAGCACCGUCCUCAGUCCAGCAUCGUCUUCGUGCCAUUCCUCAACGACAUCUUCCUGUGUUCCAGCAGCGCCUCCAGGCAUUGCAUCCUCUUCUGGAGGAGGCCUCGUCAUUACUGCCGAACCCAACUGCGUGAGUCCCAAACCUUCGGUCCAGCAUGAUGAUACUGAUGGUGGUGGGGGCGGCACGUCCGUGAAAGAUCUGGAGCACGCCAUGUCGAAACAUCUACCUUCAGUGUCCCUCGGCAAGGGGGCCACCGCUUCAUCACCACCCUUAUCACUGCAGCAUCAACCCACAGACUUUAGUACAGAUGCUUUAUUGAAACAGCAGCAACAACGAAGCACUAUCCAGUGGAUAGGAGCACAUCAUCAUCACCUGAAUCAUCUGAAUCACCACCAGCAACUGCAGCACUCGCAAGGAUCUUCAGCGCCGCUCCCAGCAUCAGCCCUCCUCAGACAGCUGUACGCGAAUCGGGAGAGCGUGAUCCGAGCAAACGUGCACGCCGCGACGUCGGGCAUGCCGUCGUCGACAGGACGAGGAGGCACGUCUUACUACGCAGGAGAUGUGAACCAAGUCGGCCCACUUCCCACACCUCCAGGCAGCGAAGGCUCCUCCACUUACGGGGACCACCAGUUUGUGUUGUCACACAACCAGAAGUCCGGUGCAGGCUUAGUGAAUGGAGGGGCUGAUGCAUUCAGCAGCUUAGUUUCUUCCUAUUCCACGACAGGAUACUCUGUGGACUACCACUCAGCCAUGACGCCCCCUUCUUCUGUGUCCCCUAGGGAUAAGCACCAGCAGCAGCUCCACUCUGGAGGUGCUUUCGAUAGUCCCGCGUACUCAGAUGUGUUAAGGCAUCAGUAUCUAAGUGGUGGCGGUGGAGGAACUGAUGGCACUCCUGCACAACCUCUGCCUCUGAAACCCCAAGUAUAUUCAGCCAUGCAUCCUAGCGCGCUGGAUGCAGCCGCGGCAUACGCUGCUACAACGUCCCUCGACCAGUCGCAGUUCUACCACCAUUCUGCUGCAGGGGCAGGAUUUCAUUUGUAUCACCCCGCGACUAACAAGACGGUGACAGCCACAGCGACAGUCUACCCAGAGGCUUUAAAAAACUCUGCAAACUGGUAUUCCACUGCGUCGUAGUAUGAGCAGGCGAAUACGCGAUGACUUAACUGGUAUGAACGGUGGACGAAACAACCUUCUGCAACAGAACAGAUUUCUGUCCCCUGCUUAUUCAAAAGAUUCGUUGGAAGAAACCGCACAGGUGGUUAUUCGAGCACGUAACCAGUGGGACGACUUGAAGGAUGUAUAUAAAGUAACCUGCAUCUACACUCUAAAUAUUUUCUUAGGUGAUAUUUGUCUGAAAAACUGUUUCCCACUGAUGUGCAGUUUGAAUGGGCAGUAAUGUACUUAAUUACAUUUUAAGUAAGUAAGGAAGAUAUGACACUUUCAUCGUAAAAUAUAUAUCGUCAGAUUUAGUGUACCACACGUCCUUAAGACCAGAUUUUUCAUUUAUUGAAACUAGUUGACGAAAACAGAAAAUGCAGGAGCAUAUUAAUGUUUUUGUUCUUCUUGAA
This is a messenger RNA of Zootermopsis nevadensis, 5891 nucleotides long. RefSeq names its product PAS domain-containing protein trachealess (gene trh). The record is from RefSeq and is a predicted model, not a curated record. Gene Ontology annotation, biological process: regulation of transcription by RNA polymerase II. Gene Ontology annotation, molecular function: protein dimerization activity; DNA-binding transcription factor activity, RNA polymerase II-specific; RNA polymerase II transcription regulatory region sequence-specific DNA binding. NCBI's taxonomy places the organism in Eukaryota, Metazoa, Arthropoda, Insecta, Blattodea, Termopsidae.